[Torrubiella] hemipterigena is the source of this 1162-nucleotide messenger RNA. The record is from the annotation of a GenBank genome assembly. NCBI's taxonomy places the organism in Eukaryota, Fungi, Ascomycota, Sordariomycetes, Hypocreales, Clavicipitaceae.
CCGAGUUAUACUUGAAUUGGGGUAAUGGAAAAAGUAUUGGGAGUAAGAUGAGAAUGAGGUAUCCUUUACCCCUCUGAGGUUUCCAGUUCAUCACAACCCACCCAUUCUCUUUUCUGUACUCUUUCACCAACCUCUAUUCUAAGAACUCAAACCAGGUUUCUCUAUUUCUUUGCCUAUUUCUUGAAAUUAUGGCUGAAUACUCCAAGAUUGACCUAUCAUCUUCAAAAGAGAGAGGAUGGGCUACAGAAGAGGACGAUGCAGAGAGUGCUCUGUUACAAAACAGAAGAAUUGGUCCGUCACGAUCGUCGACGUGGCAUUGGCUUCGCGAGGAAAGGCGGACUGUGACUCUCCAUGCAAUCUUCUUGCUUUCCAACAUUCUAGCUUUAAUGGCAUAUGCUUCAGGAUGGCUAUCCAUUCGGAACCUAUCAGAUCCCCAUUCGAAGACACCAAUGCGCCAUGUUAUAUCCUAUGAAAGCCGGCCGUUUGCACUUCAGUCGAUUUAUUUGGCCAACGGGACAAUAAAUCCAACCAAGUCAAACAACUUCAAUGGACAACCAAGACCCGAGCUAGAAAGCGCUUGGGAAGAACUCAUGCAGCAUCAAAACGUCCGUGUUCAUCAGGAUGAACUGGGAGACUUUGCGCACGAUGAUUCCGUUGUCAAACUUGCCGACGGUAGCGGCGAAUACUACAGCACUGUGGCGGUCUUUCACGGGCUUCACUGUAUCCAGAGACUUCAGAAGUCAAUGUAUCCCGAAACCUAUUACCCCGGGUUGACCAAGGAGGAGAUCUUUACUCUACAGAGACAUACAGAACACUGCCUGGAUUGGCUACGUGAGUAUCUCAUGUGCAACGCCGACACAUCCCUCAUUCCUAUCCAAUGGUCAUCAGAUUCCCCAGGGCCUAUUGCUACCGAUACCGGAAAACAUCAGUGUGUUGUUUGGGAGCCAGUCUAUAAUUGGAUGGCCAGCCGCGCGUUCAACCCAUCCCAACCCGGCAUGCUCGUGCAUCCCAUUUUUGGAGAUGCGUACAAUAAAUCGAGCGAGCAUAACCAUGCACUUGGAAUUACACCUUUGGGUCAUGGAGGAGUGCUACACGUCGGACACAAUGAGCACAGCGGGCAUGACGGCCAUGAUUCUGAUCAUCAUUGAUAAUUGAGAGUGGG